AGGAACUUGAUCAAAUGAAUUGGUCAGCCCGAGGUAAUGUAUUGAAUCAAUAUUUGAGCAACACUUCAAUUGGAACAACAGUAAUGCUGACAAAACUGGAAAUUAUUUGAAAUAUGUAUUAAGUGUGCAAUACCAUUGGCCAGAAAAAAUCUCGGGUGUGCACUUGCCGUACUCUGCAGUCUGGCUUGAUAUUUCAUAUUUGCCUUGAUAUUUGCCUCGAUAAUAACUUGCAGCUUUUGUCACACUUUUAGUUUAAAAAUUCACAACGUUAGGCAUCUUACCUACCAAUGUAACUUUCUUUUUCUUAGCAAUAUUAGUGUGGGGAGCUGACGGACUGAAUGAACGUUUUUGACUUCUUUUUGAUCUACUGGCGGCCAUCUUGACUGCACGAAGUUCCAGAGGUCUGGGGCGGACUUAGCAACAAUAAACAAUAUGGCGGACAGUUUUGUCGUUAUUUUUGCAAAAUUUUGACGUUUGUAUAAUUUUCAUGGACCUCUAGUAUACAAAAGUGGCCUAUUGGCCUUAAACUAUUUGAAUGAGUGGACGAGACCUUCGAACGUUCGUUAAUUUUCAUAGAAAUGCUAUUGGUGCGUCAGGUAGGCUGUUUCUGUUUGAAUAGUAUCAGUGUGAAAUUGCUGUGCUGAGUGGUUAUAUUACUACCUGAAAAAAACAUAAACUGUAAUUGCAAACUGUAAUUUAAUUUGUAAUUUUAAUAGCAAGAAAGCUGAAUAGUGACGAAUAAACCUAAAGCACGGUAAAAACCGUAUACGUACUACAGUAUAGCUAAACUUAAGUCUUAAGAGCAUUCUCUACUCGUUAGCAUAGCUUAUUAAGUUAGAAAUUCUGGCACAAACUUGAGCAAAAGAAAUGUAGUAUAUCAACCACAAUAUUGACAUAAAUGCAGAAAGCAUGUGUAUAUUAUCUGUGAAGUUCAACUUCUUUAUACACUGACUUGUGUAUGCAGAUCGUUGUGAAGGAUAGUCUGUCAGACCUUCUGGACAAUACUAACUAUACGUUACACAGCAACUUCUCGAAAAAUACUUUAUUUUAUAGCUAUUGAUUCAGCAAAAUAGGAAUAUUUGCUUGUGAAGAGAAGCGUUAAAACAAAAGUUGGAUCACUUCCUAUUUUUUCGCUUUUGCGUGAGAAAAUAGUGUUUAUGCGUGUGAGCGUGAGAAAUAUGUCAAAUGCGUGUGUCUCACGCAAAAUGCGUGAGAGUUGGAAGGUCUGACUCUGUGUGUGUACACGUCUGUGUCACAGAAUAAGAAGUUAUACCAGAAGCGUAACUCUAGUCGUUUCCCUUAUUGUUUGACGUCCACGAAAAUUUUAACUCGCUCACGUCAGGCCACGCCAUCCUGGCUAGUACAGCCGGAAGUUUUUAUCAGGAUUUGGUAGGUACAAAGUGCCGGUUGUACUAGCCAGGAUGGCGUGAUUGAGGACGUGAUUGAUGACGAAUCGCUUGUAAAAACGCGGACAAAUAUUUGCUCCAGUUACGCUUCUGGUAUAACUUCCUAUUCUGUGUCUGUGUGUAUGGGGCUUCACUGCUUCAGUGCAACCUCAUACCCAGGCUCUUUCCACUACGCGCCUCGCUGGAGGAAAGACCCUGGUCCAGGCUGGUCACGUGUCUCCCAGAUUUUGGGAGAUAACAAUUGGGACUUAUAGGAGGUAAGGAAAGCAAAUGUGGCAUUCAAGUUCAAAACAAUACAAGGAGUGUGAAUAAAGCAAUACAAAGGACUGUACCAGGAAAGAAGGUUUUAUUGAUAUGUAUUUUUCAUAAAAUACGUCCUAAUGGUUAUUGUAAGGGACGAAAUUGUUAAUAAAGCCUGGCUGGACGUUAAAACUCUUUAAAAAGUUAAUAGACGAUAGAUGUUCUUCUCAAAGCUCACUCAACGACACAGUCUCGGGUUUAGUUCUACAUAUCAACAAGAAAAGGCAGAAUCCUCAGAAAAUUGCUGUCGAGUGUUGUAUUCAGUAGAACAUUUGUUUAACCAGAAUCAUGAUUGGAUAUUAAUUGAUAUUUGUGAGCGAUUAUAAAAUAACCGCUGUUCGCGUAAAGUACUGUGUGGUCGAUUUUCCACUUUUGUUUUAAUAAUUGAACAUAUUCAAUGAAGAAUAAAUAAGUGCAUUAAUAUACACAGUAUUUAGCUCGAUAUUCUCUCUAAUAAAUCCUAUAUUUUGGGUAUUUAUAGGAGCGUAUUUAUUUGCAGUCGAUUGUUUCCCCAGUGAAAUAUGAUCAAAGGUUACAUAAAAUCGUAUACUGAUUACUGUGCUUUUGCUUUAGCUUUAGCUGGGUGAAUGCUUUGUGUUCUGUUUUAGAAUUUCUUUUAAAACUUUUAGCAUAUGUUACAACAGAUAUUAAGGCAUACAUAAGGCCCAAUAUAUUUCUAAAGUUUGUACCUUAAUACGCGCAGUCAAAUUUAAGGUUACAGGACACCCUUUUUGGCGUUUUGCGGAAAAUCGCUACUGCGCGCUCAAUAUCAGUCCGAUUUUAAUCAAAUGUUCACCAAAUGUUCGCCAGUGCAUGCAAAAUAUGAUAACGUUGUAAAAUUAACAAACAAUAAAAUAAUGUAAGAAUUAUUCAGGAAAAUCUUAAAUCGCGGUACCGUUACGCUUUUGAGUUGUGCUCCUGCUGGUUUUGAGUUAUAUUUAUGAAAAUAUCAUUUUUAUAAAGUAAAAUAGUUGUUCUAAAAAAUCUGUUCGGAUAUUUUUGUUUAUUUCGUCAUUCCGCUGAUAUGGCGAUUUCUUUGACGACUGCAAUAUAUUUCUGAAUUAUUUGAGUGAAUUUCUCUUUAUUAUUAAAAUAUCCAAAAUUUAAAAAAAGCCGAACACAAUUUUGAAACUGACGUCUUUAGCUAUGUCCUGUGAAAAUUUGAGAAAUAUUGGUUAAAACCCGCAGGAGAACAACUCGUUUGAAAAUCAGUAUUAAAAUUGCCGUAAAAUUCUUCGGGAGAAUAUUGAAUUUGAAUAUUACAUUUUCAAUGUUUUUCUUAUUGCAGCGAAAUGUAUUUUAUUAAAUAACUCUGCGAGUUUUCAACAUUUUUCGUUCAAACUUGGUCAGAUAGUAGAACUAGUCUAAUGCUUUCAUGGAAACCAAUAAAAAAAUUUAGGCAAAAUUAACACUCAAAGGUGUUCUGUAACCUUAAAUUAACGGAAUUUAUCUGACAAACACCUGGUCUGGAUGUUUGUUUAUAUGAGGAGUCAAACGGCUGAGUCAAAUUUGCAGCAUUUUCACUUAAACGUCUUCGCUUCAUAUUUUCUUUCUUAUAUCAAAAGUAUCAUUAUACAUACAGUUUUAAAAUAGCAACUUUAUUUAGAAUGUUAGGGUUUGCAAUCCAAGUGAUUAUAUACAUUUUAAGACCCGACCAGGAACGACUGCGAAAAAUGCAGCACAAGGUCCUCUGGUAGGAAUCGAACCUACGGCCCUGCGAUUCCGGUGCGGCGCUCUAUAACCAACUGAGCCACAGAGGCCAGCUGUUGAGCUGUAACCGCAAGUUCACGUAUAUAUAGGCAAUCGGGUGUGCGGGCUGCGACAAGGUGGCCUCUGUGGCUCAGUUGGUUAGAGCACUGCAGCGGAAUCGCAGGGCCGUAGGUUCGAUUCCUACCAGAGGGCCUUGUGCUGCAUUUUUCGCAGUCGUUCCUGGUCGGGUCUUAAAAUGUAUAUAAUCACUUGGAUUGCAAACCCUAACAUUCUAAUAUUAGUUCCACCAAGUGAAGUGCAAGAAACCACAUCAUUCAAGUCCAACUUUAUUUACUCUUUAUUGCCUUAUAUAGCUUAUUUUUCCCUUUGCCCGCCGUUUGUCUUUUAAUGUAUGAACGCCAAGCUGAAACUCUUUAUUAAAAACAUGUGUGCAUGAAGAAUUAAAAGUACAUUUCGAAAUAUUAUAAAUUUCAAUAUAUAUAUAUAUAUAUAUAUAUAUAUAUAUAUAUAUAUAUAUAUAUAUAUAUAUAUAUAUAUAUAUAUAUAUAUAUAUAUAUAUAUAAUCGCCUGAGUAUACUGUCUUAUUGAAACACGAGGAAAUAGACAUACUAUCGAUACUCAUGUGCGCACAAUAUAAUAUAUUUUCUUACUGUUAUUUCUAUAUGCAUGUGUCGUGUUAUCGAGCCGUUCCACUUAAUAAAAUUAUUACAAUUUACGGCAAUUUACAAUAGACUCGGCGCUGUUGGUUGCUAGGCAAAUGUUCUUUGCUUGUUCUUGAGUAUAUUACAAAUCCUGUCCUAGUAAUUCUUUGCGGUUUUCCCAAGAUUAAACUGAAAGACUCCAGUACGUAUAGUCAGUAUAGUAUAGAUCUUGCGUAGCGACGUCGCAAAUACAAUCCACAAAGAAUACAUAUACAAAGACACCUCACCCAUUGAUUUUGCAACACAAGCUCUUGCUAUUCGUUAAAAUUACAUGCAUUUGUUAAAAUACACACACUCUGAACUUUAUCGAAUUGAUAUCGGCAACUAGAUCGGUAAAACAAACUUAGCCCCCCACCCUUGUGCAAAAAUUUUGUUAUCUCCCAAAAUCUGGGAGACACGUGACCAGCCUGGACCAGGGUGCGCGUAGUGGAAAGAGCCUGGGUACGAGGUUGGCUUCAGUGAUGCCACAGAAUAGAAAAUAGACCAGAAGCCUCACUAUACACCUUUCCAGCCUCGUGCCCAGGCGCAAUUAACUAAAAAUAGGCACACUGACACCUUUCCCUAACAUUUUCGUGUCCGCGAUUUUUGCCUUGCGGAUCACGAAUUGCGCACGCUAGAUGACGUGUGUGACACUUGCUGCGAACAUUACGUCAGCGUUCGUCAGCGCCAAUUCCUCAAAUCAACGUUUUUUUCUUGAAAUUCGAAAAACAUGCUCAAAGUGUACGCUGCAUAUUCUGCAAUUAUUGUGCAAAUAUUUUACGCUUUUGUUUUUUACGUUGUGUAUUCCUGUUGCGAUGACUCAUUAUUUGGACCUGUGGCAUUUAAAAACGGUUAAAACAGCUAUCUUUAUUACCUAGUGAUGGCAAUUGAUGGCGUUGCUCGCGUUUGAUGGCGUCGUGAUUACACUUGCUGGCUCGCGCUUGCACAUAAAAAACCUCGGACAUAAUUUUGGCUAAGCGAGGCUUCUGGUCUAUUUUCUAUUCUGUGGUGACGCAGUCAUCAGAGCAAGCGCCUUUCACCUCUGAGUCAGUCAACAAGUCAUGGGUUUUCUCUGGGUGCUCAGGUUAAAUUCCUCCCACAGGGAAAGUUGACAGGGUGGGUUACUGAUAUAAACACAGUUAAGAAAAUAAUAUCACAAUUAUUGUAAGGAUAAAAUAAUCUAGGUAAGUAUGUAAUUAGGUAAGCGUAUAAUACUUGAUGUAAAGCGCAUUUGAUCUUAUCCACAUGUAAAUUUGCGCUAUAGAAAUGCUAAUCAUAUUCAUAUGAUUAUGAACACAAACAUAGAUGGAUUUUCUGAUUUUGCUUGUGCUGGGUGAGGGGGGGCUGAAAAUUCAAAGUGGGCGAGCGAGGUGGUGCGUAGCAAGCUGCAACAGGGGUCUGGGCACACAGUUGCUAGUGGGGAAAUGGUUGCGGUUUGGUCUUCAAAAUCCUUGUUUGAAUCAUAUACUACUGUCAUUUAAUCGAAUGAGCAUUUAAAUUUCUGAGGGUGUGGUGUAAAUUGCUUUAGGUGGGGUGGGAAAACUUUCUGAGGGGUGCAAAAUAUUGGGGACAAAAUAUUAGGGGGGAGGGGGAGGUUUGGGGUUAGGCACACUCUGCACCCCCUCCAUGAACACAACCUCAGAGCACAUCAGAUAACUCAACUAGAUAAGCACCGGCAAUGUAAGUAAGCCAUAUGAAAAUAUGAGUUUUUUGUUGAUGGAUUCAAUGGUGGGCAAACAAUUUUCAUGCUCUGGACCAGUGAGAUUUGGUGUGAUACUGUGAGAAAUUUGAAAACUAAGUAGAAAAUUGUGAUUGUUGCUUGAAAAGUAAUCAGCUACUUCUUCUAAAGUUUUUAAAACUACCGUUUUAAAAAAGUAGUUAAAAACUACUUGCUAUAAUUGUAAAUUGACGCUACAGUAGCGAACUACAACUACUUCGCUCCUACCAACCCUUGGUAAAUUGUAGAAGGCAACUUGUAUUUUAUAUGUUUUCUGUUUACUGCAUUACUUUGUGAAUAUGUCAUAUUUGUAAACUAAGUCAUAAAUUGUGGAUAACUAAGAGUUAAAUAAUAUUAUAUUUAUCUUAAUUUUUCACAUCGAGUUUCCAUCUCUGGCAUCGCAACACGUCAUAUAGUCGAAUCAACCUUGUGCACAAUUAAAUCGAAUAAUAAUUGGUCUCCCAACAUCAAGCCUUCUUCCUGGCAGCAGGCUUUCCAGACCAAAAAUUUCCUGCCAAUUUUUUUUAUGAAUUUGAAUUUUGAUUGUAAUUCAAUAACAGCGUCGUAUAUUUAACAAUUAUUCGCCGAAGGCGAGGUGAUUAUCGGGGAAUAUUUGCCGAGACGAAGAUUUGACCAAUCAACAUGUAGGAUUUGUUAUGUUCACUUGUGCAAAAAUACUAAACUACCUUACUAAGUCAUAUACUACCUCAAUAUUAAGAAACAAUAUUUGAAUUUUGUUUUCAGAUUGUAAAUCUGAAUUUAUAUCAGUAUUCAUGCACUAUUCAAUAAUAGUAGUACGCCCUUGUUUUCCACAUGUAUCAUAAUCAUGAAUCAUGAUAACAGACAGUCAUAUAUAGCACUGCCACAUGAUACAAAUUUUUAUGUUAUGAUUGUUGUAUGUAUCAGCUCUAAUUGUGAUGUUUGUUACUUUAAUGCUAAUUUGAAAUUUCUCGAGCUUCAUUUUUGAUAUCUUGCUUUUCCUUAAAAAAACUUGUGAGAUUAAAAAAACUUGUUUAAACUUGAGUAACUUCUCUUUGCAUAAGCUUUAACGUGUAUUCCUGUCAGCACAUUGAUCUAUUUUCUUGUGUACUAUUAAUGAGUGCAAGCUUUUACAGUUUCACUAUCAUUGUUUGAAAUGUACAUGUUACCUGAUUCUUUCGUAGAUCCUUCAUUGGUAUCAAGGUUGGUUAAUGGUCAGAAUGUUGGCAGAUACAAAGAAGUAGAUUAUGAGAAGCUGAAAGCAAUUACCAAAUUGAAAAAUGCCGCCGGACACCAAUCUCUACAGAAAAUCAAAUCAAUUCAUCAACUUAGCAAGGAAAAGAAAGACCUGAAUACCUUACAGCAACAUAAAACAUGCUGGAAAAAAGAGUUAAUAAGGUUGAAUAGUUUAUACAAAAGCAAACUUUACGAACUAGACAUGGUCAGAGCUGGCCUACUUUGGGAACAAAGUUCAGUCAAGGAAUUUUUUGUGGAAGCAGAGGAAUAUGAGGAUUUUAUGAAGGAGGAUUUCUUAACGUUUUCCAACAACACAGUAAAACCUGUGUGGGAUUUACAGGAGGAUAUCCAUAUGUGGUUAGAAGAAAACAAAGGUAAAAGUCUAAUAGAUAAUCAGAGAUAGACGUGUUUCGUAAUGAUGGAGGGAAAAUUAAAGCUUUUUUCUACUAUUACCUUUAGUAAAUUACUAAUAAUUGUAUUUCUCACUUUUGACCAAGUGUUAAUUUGGAUUGAAAGUCAACAAUAAACCGAAAAGUGGAAAUUAUGAUUGUACUUACCCCCAAGAGCAAGACAGGCAGUGCAUGUCGUGCUGCUCCUGCAGUAUAAAACAAUAAAACAUCAUGAUAAUUAUGUUUUGGUGUUAAAUAAUAUCAGUUGGUAUUUUUACCGGCCUAAUUGCCUCGAUUAUCUCGCUGCGCGCACUCUAUAACGCAGUCCUUCGUGUUCUUCAGGCAAGUACGAUCAUAUAUCUUUCCACCUUUAGGUUUACAUGCAUUGUUGAUUACCUAGGUCUACUGAUUCACUGACUGACCGAUUGGUUGACCAACCAACAGACUAACUAGUGACUUUGGAUAUUGAUGAAACUACCUGAAAAAUACAAGCAGAACUUUCGACGUUUCGAGCGAAGGCUCUUCGUCGAGAAGUUAGUGGUGACUAAUUUUCCUUUCCUUUUUAUAUUUAUUUAUUUAUUUGUGAAAACCAUAUCCGUAUCCGGCCUCCAUACAUGCAACCGUCUCCAAGUUGAUUAAAUGACCAACUACCUGACAGAUCGACUGGCCAAUCCAAAGCCUUGAAAGUUACCCACGCCCCAUGGUGACCGCGGUGCACCUUGGGAAAACGUUUUUAUCAUUGUUACAUUUGUUUUACAAUUGUUGUAGGACAAUCUGAUCCCUCUGAAGUUUCGAGAGUUCUUCAGUCAGUGAAACUACAGCAAAGAUACAUCCUGGAACAGCUGGAAGAACAACAAGCUGAAUUAGAAAAUGACUUAGAUGUAAUAAGACUGCAUCACGUGAUUCAUGAUGAUGAAUAUCCACAUAUCACCCCUGGUAUUCCUGAAGAGGCGUCGUUAUUAACUUGUCCUUAUGACGAUUUGAAAUCAGUCGUUUUAAACGAAUUUGAGUUGUUGGACAAGAGAUAUAAAACGCAUCUUGAUUAUUUGAAUGUUAAGUAUGCUGACGUUAUAGAGUAAGUGCGGCUAUCACUAUUUCUGAUAAUUUACACUUUCCUCGCUUGGCACCCUGGGAAACUAUUUUGCAGUAAUCCAAACUGCUCGUUGCAGGAGUUUAGGGGCAUCUUCCUGCAAGUGUGGCGGCUAACAGGGGAAACACACCUGAUUAAAAAAGACGGGUUUCCAUGUAAUUCAUAUUAGAAGACGGAUUUCCAUGUAAUUCAUAUUAGAAGACGGAUUUCCAUCUGAGACAAUAUCUGAGACGGGAUACUCGUCUUAGACAAGAAACUCGUCCAGAUAUAAAAGAAACUCGUUCAGUUAUAUCAGACGAAUAAACCAAGACGGGUUUCAGUUAAUAAGGUAAGAAAAGAAAGACUGCGUUGAGGGUUUCCGAAUUUUUCAUGUUUAUCCGUCCGAUGAUUUUCGUGAUCAGAUUGAAAUCCGUCGGACGAGUUUCCCGUCUUAGACGGAAAUCCGUCUUCCGGCUAGAAUCAGCAAUCUUUAUAGGAGAUACAACUACCUGAAAAAUAUAUAACGAAUUUCGACGUUUCGAGCAAAGGCUCUUCGUUCCGAACCGUCGACGUUCUUUUUAUAUUUUUCAGGUAGUUCACUAAUAGCGUAGUUGUAUAUCUCCUAUAAAGAUUGCUGUUUGUACUCUUGCUGCCUAUACACUGACAUAAUAUAUACUGACAUAAUACAGUAGGUAAGAUCUCACCUCAGGCUAGAAGGCGGUGUCACUCGUGUGUAGUAAGAUGUUCCAUAUUGCAUGUGAACGCUUCAUCCCAGCUGUUCAGGAUGGACUCUUUGCCGAUUUUCAUUUAUAUUGGUGUCGGACGGUUUUAUUAAUUAUUUAUAAUGUUUUAUUUGUACUCUAAGGAAUAAAGACGAAGGCUGGCCAAAAGAAGAUCACCUUCGAUUUCAAUACAUUCUGGAUCAGUAUGCAGCUGAUAUGCCAAACGGAAGAAGUUUAUAUGUAGAUAGGAUGAUGAGAGAGAUGCCACAUUUAUCACGACAUGUUAUUGUAAGCUUUCAUUGCUAAAUACACUAAAUUUAUGUGGUUUAUCUUUAAAUCAACCAGAUAAAAGGUUUCUAGUACAAUUAUUGAAAAAUCCUUUUUAUUAACUCUAACAGUAUCCCUUACCCGUGAACUGUACUUGUAAAAAACAUUUGAAUUCCUUUUACACAAAAUUCCUUGAUGUCAAACAUUUACCUUCAAAAUAUUUUAGACUUUUAGACUAAUUUCACUAUACGAAUGUUAAAGCUUUCUAAGAAUAUAGACAGGGACAUGAUUCUAGUCCAGUCUUGAUUAUAAAAAUAAUUAUAUUUCGUUGAUUAGUUCUGGCAAUACAAAUGUCGAACGAAGAAGAAAAAACUACAAUUUUGUUUGACUUGGUUUAAUAUUCAUGAUAUUUUCAAUGUAUAAUUAUGUAGGUUGAGCACGAGAGAUGGUGGUUUUCAUAUAAAUCGUAUCAAAGUCAACAGGCAGCAGUCUACACUGCCUGGGAGAAAGACCGCCGAGAUUUGUUAUUGAAAGUCAAAGUCACCUUUGCUGACGCUUGGACUGAAUUUGAAAAUGAAAAGAAACGAGAGGAAAAUCGUAAACAACAAGUGGGAAUAUGCAGAAAGUUACAUGAAAGGGUAAAUGCAAUUUUGUUAUGGAAGGACAGGGGUAUUCAAUUUUAUGUUUCGAUUUUAUGUUGAACUAUAUAGAGAGAACUCUCUGCAUAUCUUCGUAUGAAGCUUGAUUUUCCAAUUUUCAUUAUCUCUCCACAGACAAAAUUUUCUGCAUUCCAUCUCCUGAACUGUAACUUCACAGUUUGAUGAAAUCCCCAGUAUCUGAUUAUGACAUAAAACGUAUAGUCUACAAUAGAAGACUAUAAAAUCUUUAUUUCCUGUCACAUAUACGAACUGCUUAGUACUGUAUGUCCAAAGUACUAACAUUUAUUCUCCACCAUAGGUUGCAGCAUUCCAACAACAGAAACUUGAAGCCUUUCGACUCCGGCAAGAAAUAGAUGAGAAAGUGAGGGAACAAGAAAGCGAAAAACUAAAAAUUGAAGAGGAAAAAGAAAAGAAAAAAAGAGAGAAGAUCCAAGCUAAGGUGAAUAUUUAACAUUUUACUUAUCUUUGGUCUGGCUUGGGAAUCACAAGAGACGAAUUUUACAAUCGUGCACACUUGCAAUUUAAAUGUUCAUCCGAG
Messenger RNA from Paramuricea clavata, 10672 nucleotides. NCBI's taxonomy places the organism in Eukaryota, Metazoa, Cnidaria, Anthozoa, Malacalcyonacea, Plexauridae. The record is from the annotation of a GenBank genome assembly.